CUUCUUCAUUAGGUUACACUGCUAAUACAGAUCAAUUUCGAGAUAACCUAGUCAAGUUCUGUGUGGUACUUCAAUAUUGUGUGUUGUUGAGAGAGAAAGCGUGACCGCAUGUGUGUUUUGUGCAUGCUUGUUGUAUGUGCGUGCCUGUGUACUGUAUUGUGUGUAUGAUGUGCGCGUAAUUAGGCGUGUAAUUGUGAUUCAUCUUAAUGAACGUCAUUGUUUACUGCCCGUCUCUACGUGAUGGCCACUCAGGAAGUGACCUUAGUUCGAGCCCCAUAGCCGCUGACUCAGGGUUUCUGUGAUGCUUACUGCUGAACCAAGAUAAAAGCGAAAAGUGAAGGGAAUGACAAGAGCAGAUCAGGGAGAUAUCUACUGGGUCUGCUCCAGGGCUUUGUCCCUUUAACCCUCUCUUCUGCAGAGUCAUCCUCAACACAAUGACAUAACCACAUCAUUAAGUCCACACUGCCUUUAUCUCGACCUCACCGUUUUUCAAAGAGUUGAAAAAGACACGGGUGCAUCAGAGUUCUCCCUCACUAACUUUUAAUUAAAUAAAUGGGAUGCAUCAGUGGCUUCGCUAAAAGAGGUUCUCGGUCUCAGUAGUCUCACUGCAAUCGAAGAAUGAGUACACCUGACUCAUGCUCACACAGCCUGUGCAGUGUGCAACCACUGCAGUGCUCCCUAAACAUCCCCCUUCUAGACCAUGUUUCCCCUGUGAAGAGAGCUUCUCGUCUCACAGUCUGACAAAGAGCAAUGGUCAAGAGCAAUCAUUCCGUUCAAUGUUUCUGGUUAAUGGUCACAAUAGGUUGUCCAGAGAAUAGAAGUCCCCUCUUUUCCUGCAACAAAAUUGAGUGGCUCAAGAGAUCAAGGAUAAUAGUCUUUCGCACCAGACUCAUAGGCUCUCUUUUCUCAGCUGCACAGCUGUUGACAGCAACUACCUCGACACCAACACAAACAUGACCCCCCGUUUGGUGCCCUUGCUAUUCAGUGCCCCCCAAGAACCUGUAGACCAGGGGUAGGUAACUAGAUUCAGCUGCUAGAUGAUUUUUGUCUAAGUGGAUGGUCGGGGGGGCCGUAACAUAAUAUAAUAAUUUGUACACUGCAAAUUGAGACAUGAUCACGUCUCUUUUAUUAUUCGUGAGAAUACUUAGCAACAGAUUAUUUUCUUUUAACCAAAAACUGCUUCGGACUGUAGGGUCGCUAACCCUAAAAUAAUUGCUUGGCAUACAAUGGCCUAUACAAUUUCAAUGUGCAUAAUAGAGGGAGGAAGUUCACAUGGCAGCCCCAAUGUGAAAUGACAUACAGUGGUGGGCAGCAGACAUUUACGCAGCAUCAUGCUGCACACAGAGUGUUCUACACAGAACCAUUCUGUAAACAGUGUGUUCUACGCAGUUCUACACAGCAUCAUUCUGGAUGCAGUGUGUUCUACACAGCACCAUUCUGUACACAGUAGCUGUGUUUGAAUACCCAUACUAACAUACUGUAUAGUACAUGCUACAUACUAUUAGUUCAUUUUAGUAUAAUGUAAACAAACGGUCUCCUUUCAGUUGAGAGUACUAGCGCUUUGCCUGUCUACCGGAAGUUGAUGCUGUUGCUAUGCAACUUCUUGCUAGCUUGUUAGCAUAGCUAACAAGUUACUAGCUUGACAUCUUACAACUUCAUUAACAAUGUCUAUUGAGAACGCACAUGGACUAUACCACCUUGCUAAGCCAAGAAUGACUUGAAUAAUCAAGUCAAUAAACAUUGGGUAGUUAGUUAGAUAGCAUAUAGUUAAUAUACUGGCGAGUUCAAUAUAUUAAUAGCCAACCAACGUUAGGACGGUAGCUAGCUAACAUACCGGCGGUACAUACAAGCAACUGCUGUAAUGAUAUGCUAUGCGGUGCAUAAGGCUAGCGAAGCUAACAAAUUGUCAGACAGCAUAACAUGUAACUUAAUUCAUUUGAAAAGUCAAUACUUUAUUACAUUGCUUAACUUUUUUUAAACAUUUGUCAUAAUUAGUUGAAGGAAUGAAUUAGUAUCUGCUCUCGUUGGACUUCAUAUUUUCCAUAAUUUAUUCCAAAUCUGAAAAUGUUGUUAUGCCACGCUCAUUUUCUGAAGAAUUUCAUUAUAGGCCCCAAAAGCACGGAUGUAUUGUCCACUGCUUGUAUACUUAGUAUUUGGGCAAAUGUGGUAGGACAUAAGGCAACUUUUGGCAUACUAACUAUAUCCAUACUAUGACUAAUAAUCAUAGUACAUACUCAAUUUACAUUACAAAUAGUAUGGUUAGUGGGUUAGCAUGAGUAUUCGAACACAACUAGUGUGUUCUACACAGCACCAUGCUGUACAGUGUCAUGGUUCCACCUGUCACCAGAAACUAUGAGACAUGAGAUGAAUAAGGCACUAGAGGGACAUUUACUGUUUGCAACUGAUUGUUACGCUCUCAAUUCCAGUGCAGUUAGACAUAAACUUUCAUGACUCAUCUGAAACCCCCUCUUAAAUUCUUUCUCAGAACAGGGACCUGGUCCUACUGCUUUUCAGUGACUAGGAAAACAGCUGUUCCGUAACAACAGAUCUAUUCAUAGCUAAUAUACUGAGUCGCUCAGUCUUAAUUUGGAAUGUGGAACAGCAUGCGUACCGAAGGUACGCUGGGCCUCAGUGUACAUCGACAGCACCUCCGUGUAGCGCUAGAGCAUUCAGCAAGGCAAGCAACCCAUGUAAAAAAAAACUUCUCUAGGUCUGCUCUCUUAUUUAAAUCAUCAAAUGGAACGUCUGGACAUACCGGAAAAAGUAGAUCAGCCACAUUAGACAAUGGCCAUGAACAGUGUCUCAACUAUCUGUGGGAUAUGUCACACACACACUAUCUUCAGAGAAGAUCACUCAGAUGAAAAGCACAAGCCAAACAUUUAUACCUGACAUUUCUUUAUAUCCUAUUCCCACUCCUCCGUGUGUGAUCAAAUUACAACUCUGCCGUCAAGUGGGAGAUAGAUUUUGUUCCUGGAUAAGUGUCGAAACAAACUGCAGGUUAAAGAUAUAUAAACCACAGAGUUAUCAUGGGAAAUCAUCCCUUCACAACGACACUAUGAAAGACAGUUAUUAUGGCGUUGCCAAGUUAUACUUGUAGGGAUGGAGAUAAAUGUAGUAAAUCAGCCAUUCCAAGAUCCCUCUAAUACACGUUGUUUCACAGUAAUGUUGAUUUCUGAAGCGUUGGCCUGUUGCCGUAGAUAUAAAAGACAGUCUCACUACUCCCCCUGGUGGGUGAAUGCUGAAAUCCCUGGCAAGGUUUGUGGGCGAUGGUAGAGAAGUGCUGUGGGAUUCGAGGUUGAUUGGCACACACAGUCUGUUUAAAGCCAUCUGUUAUACAUUCAGUUAAAAAAGGGAAGCGGUGCCAGAAUAUGAGACAAAACUGAUUGUCUGUCUUGUUUCGAUGAACACAACGACAAUGCGGUCUACACUUCAUACCCUUCUCACAGUCUCUCUGUUGGCAUUGUGUGAUGGCGUCACGGAGACAGUGGUUGGUGUUGCAGGUAGGACGGCAUCUCUGACCUGCAGGUAUGACACUGCUACCCUGGGUCUGACAGAGGUGUGCUGGGGGAGAGGAGCACAGCCGUCUCUCUUCGGCUGUGAGAACACAGUCAUUGCUACUAAUGGAGUAGAGGUAACCUACAGGAGGUCCUACAGACACAGGUUACCAGGGAAGCUUCAGAGUGGAGAUGUCUCUCUCAUUAUCUACAACGUCGGAGAGGGAGACUCUGGGUUCUACCACUGCCGUGUGGCGCUAUCAGGACUGUUCAACGACCUGACGCACACUGUUCAUUUAAUUGUUCGACAAGCACCUGUCGUACCAACUGUCAUCCCAACUGUCGUACCAACUGUCAUCCCAACAGUACCAGCCCAACUCCUGCCCAUCACAGACACAUCUGGGUCCUCUGUUAUACCAGAUAAUAACAGACAAGCACCUCUCAUCCCAACUGUCACCCCAACUAUUGUCCCAACCGCGACAGAAGAACAACCACUGCCCAUCACAGAAACAUCUGAGUCCCCUUUCACACCAGAGAAGAGCAGAGAAGGUGAGAAAGGUCCCGAUAUCCUUUAUGACUGCACUACAGGCCCAAUAAUAGGUCUUGUCAAGGGAAUGAAGCAGAAAAUGGCAUCUCCAUCUCUGGAUAGCUACAUAGGACACACUGUCCGAGUGGGAGCAAUCGCCUUCAUCCCUGGUCUGAUCCUAGCAGUUCUUCUUCGUCUGAGACGGUCCAGAAAUAGCAGAGUCAGAGGAGAACCUGCCAGUUCCCCCAGUGUCAGCAGCAGGAACCCUAGAGCGGAAAUACCCCUCAGUCACCAUGAUACAGAUGCCUGGAUCUAUGAUGCUCCUACAGAUGUGUAGACUCAUCAAAAUACAUUAUCAUGUGUACUAUUUCACUCAAUAAUUCAUUAAGUAUUUAGAGAACUAAAAUAAUUUAGCGUAGGCACUCAGUUCUUCAGUUUUUCAACACGAUGUGACAUUGCCAAUGUAGGACCACUCAUAAGAGGUUACUAACACUGAGUUGCACCCCCCCCCCCCCCCACCUACUAUUAUACCCUGUUUAAAGGCACUUACAUUUUUUGUCUUGCCCAUUCACCCUCUGAAUGACACACAUACAUAAGCCAUGUUUCAAGGCUUAAAAAUGAUUUUUCAACCUGUCUCCUCCCCUGCGUAUACACUGAUUGAAGUGGACAAGUGACAUCAAUUAGGGAUUAUUGCUUUCAGCUCGAUUCACCUGGUCAGUCUAUGUUAUGGAAAGAGCAGGAAUUGCUUAUGUUUUGUGUACUCUAGCUAUGUUAUCUAGCCAUGUUUUUCUUGUGAUGAGGUGUAAAUGAAAAGAUAAAUAAAUAUCACUCAAGAGAAA
Messenger RNA from Oncorhynchus mykiss (rainbow trout), 4859 nucleotides. RefSeq names its product hepatitis A virus cellular receptor 2 (gene havcr2). Lineage: Eukaryota; Metazoa; Chordata; Actinopteri; Salmoniformes; Salmonidae. Gene Ontology annotation, molecular function: phosphatidylserine binding. Gene Ontology annotation, biological process: cytoskeletal rearrangement involved in phagocytosis, engulfment; apoptotic cell clearance. The record is from RefSeq and is a predicted model, not a curated record.